This is a messenger RNA of Falco peregrinus (peregrine falcon), 2505 nucleotides long. RefSeq names its product Dexi homolog (gene DEXI). Lineage: Eukaryota; Metazoa; Chordata; Aves; Falconiformes; Falconidae. The transcript is spliced from 3 exons. Bases 1147 to 1428 code for a protein of 93 amino acids. The record is from RefSeq and is a predicted model, not a curated record.
CACUUUAGGAUAGAAUAAGCCUUGUAGUUAAAGUAUAAUGAAUAUAAUAAAUAUAUUCUAAUGAAAUUAAGUUGCACAACAAAAGCUGCUAUGAAAUCCUCUGUACAACCCUGUACCAAGGCUAAGAACUUAUAUUUACUCAAAAAUGUAGGUAUAGUAAUUAGGUCAUGUAACCAUAGUCUGGAAGAAAUAAUUAAUGAAAUAACUGAUCAACGAAGGAGUCUGUUUCUCUUUCUUUAACUUUCUCUAACAAGGGGCCUGCUUAUAAGUUAUCUAGAGGGAGCAAUUAAAAGAAACAAGCGGAAGAAACAGAUGGUCGACAAGGACAUAAAUUAGCUCAGACCGAUAAGAACACUGCAAACUGGCAAGAUCAUCACAUACCAGACAAAGGUGAAAAGUACACCAUGAGGAAGACCUACGGCCUUCCUCCCGAAGACCCGUGCCCACAAUUCUUAGAGGAAUAUGCGCAAGCGCAAAGGACUGAUAAGCUAAUUAACAUACGAAGCGAGAGUAGGCGGGACUAGGUGAUGAAUAUGUAUAGGUAUUAAUUGAAUAUUCAUUGUUUUAUUGUAUAAAUAUAAGAUAAUUAGUUACUUUAAACAUGCACGUUAGGAUCCCCCGUGCAUCCAGCGCUGCCAAUAAAGGAUACUUAGUCACUAAGAAAUUUUGACUACGUUCUUUAAAUCAAGGGGUCCUGCCGCGCCGGCUGGCGGCGGCGGUGCUCGGCGCCCAGCGGCACAGCGCGCCUGCGGGCUCCUUCCGCAAAGUUUGCGGGGGGGCAGGCGGGGAGCGGCGGCGGGACUGCAGCAGCCGGGCGGGAGAUGCCCUGAGGAGCCUCCUGCCAACGGCGGGGCUGCGGCAGCGCCGCUGAGGCCCGCGCUGGCCGCCCGCCCGCCUGGCGCGGCGCCUCCGCCUCCGGGGCAGGAAGGGACCGCGGGGACGCGCUGCGGCUGUGCCCCCCCCCCCCCCCCCCGCGGGACUCGCCUCCUCCCAGCGCCCGGCCCCGGCUCUGGGGCUCGGCCCUCUCCUGCCGUCGGGGCUGCGGAGCGCGGGUCCUGAGCGCCCCGCUCCCGGCUCCGCGCCGGCCGGGCGGGUCGGUGCCCGCCGCCCCCGCCGCCCGAGCCCGCCGCAGCCCCGCACGGCUGCAUGCCCGCCGCGGUCUCGGCGCGGCUGGAUUCGCUGGAGUCCUGGGCCUUCCAUGCGCUGUUGGUGCUGCCCUAUAUGUUUUACGUGGGCUUGUUCUUCGUCAACGUGCUGAUCCUGUACUAUGCCUUCCUGAUGGAGUACAUCGUUCUCAAUGUAGGCAUCGUCUUCCUGCCCGAGGAUAUGGACCAGGCUCUGGUGGAUCUGGGGGUGCUCUCCGACCCCGGCUCCGUGCUCUACGAGACGGACAGCGAGCUGGAUGUCUUUGACGGGUACUUGGAGUAACGCCCCGCGGCGCUCCGAAGCGACUGCGGGGUGACGGCGGCCGGCGCGGGGCUGGGGCCGGUGUCCCGGCGCGGCCGUGACUCGGGGGCCGCCGCGGCCCCAGGAUGCCCGCGCUGCGGCUCGGCUCCUCCUGCGCAGCGUCCUCCCUUCCACAGGCCCCCCUUCUCCCGGUGCCGGGGCGGGGGACCGGGACCCGCCGCCGCCGGGCAGGGCUGCGGACACGUAGAGGGCUCGCCAGGGAACAAACCCCGCACUUGAAUAAACUAACAGGAGCAAAAUUAUGUCCAGGUUUCUGAGCGUAAUUGGUGGCAGAGACUGAAGGCAGACAACUAAGCAGCUGAAAGAAGCUUCCUGUCCUAUUCAAAUAGAGAAAUCAAUCUGUGCAAACGGAGCAGAAUUGAGCUUGCUCAUGUCAGAUUCAUUGAACACCUGAAAUGGAUUAUGACCAGGUUAAUGGAUCAAGUCAUGGAAAGAAACUAUAUACUCUGAAAUGUAGAGAUGAAAAGAAGGACACGGAGACAACAAGAAGAACUGUGAUCAGACCUUGUCAGUUGUGACUUUUCUCCAUGAUCAUUGCCUCCUGAGUGUGCACUAACUGAAGUGAUUCAUGCACUGCACCAGGCUUCCAUAGGCAAUUCUGGGAUGGACUGUAUGAACAAGUAAUAUAAGCUAUGUUCUAUUAUAACAGAAAAUCAAGAUGUUACUCAGACUUGAUAAACUUUUGAAUAAAUACCGUCACUCGAAAGGACACGCUCUACAUAACUGCUUAAGCAAGUUUUACAAUCACACAUUGAAAACGCUGCCAGUCAGUAGUUCAAAGACAGUGCUCUCAGGGGAAAAUAUGCAGGAGUGACUGCAAGGAGGUUCUGUUCAGGGUAGUAUUACGGCAAGAACUGUGCUAGUGAAAUAUUUUAUUUAAAUUGUGAGUUUUGAAAUAGAUCAGAGAGUGAAUUUUAUAUAAGUCAGAUGGAUUCAUUAUCUAACGCAGGAUACUUCGCAGAUUGUUUAAGCUCAUGUUCCUAUGUAUAGAUGUGAAAGCAAUACAAUAAAGACUGACCUUUUCCAUGAAAAAGUUAA